Osmia bicornis bicornis is the source of this 870-nucleotide messenger RNA. It is a transcript of the gene Prosalpha2, whose product is annotated as proteasome subunit alpha type-2. Bases 3 to 776 code for a protein of 257 amino acids. NCBI's taxonomy places the organism in Eukaryota, Metazoa, Arthropoda, Insecta, Hymenoptera, Megachilidae. The transcript has 3 exons. The record is from RefSeq and is a predicted model, not a curated record. Gene Ontology annotation, biological process: ubiquitin-dependent protein catabolic process. Gene Ontology annotation, cellular component: proteasome core complex, alpha-subunit complex; proteasome core complex.
AUAUGUUGUCUAACCUUAUAGCUAAAUAUUCACAGUAUUUUAGUAACGGGUAUUGUUGCAAACUAAUUGUCAUGUCUUCGGAACGUUAUAGUUUUUCGUUAACUACUUUCAGCCCAUCUGGAAAGUUAGUGCAGAUUGAAUAUGCUUUGGCUGCUGUUGCUGCUGGAGCAGCUAGUGUUGGUAUCAAAGCCUCCAAUGGAAUUGUUCUUGCAACUGAAAACAAGCACAAGUCUAUAUUAUACGAUGAACACAGUGUGAAGAAAGUAGAAAGCAUCACAAAACAUAUUGGAAUGAUCUACAGUGGGAUGGGUCCAGAUUAUAGAUUAUUAGUAAAACAGGCUCGUAAAAUGGCACAACAGUACCAGCUUAUUUAUCAAGAGACAAUACCAACUGCACAGCUGGUACAACGAGUUGCAAUGCUUAUGCAGGAGUACACACAAUCUGGAGGAGUUAGACCCUUUGGAGUAUCUUUACUAAUUUGUGGCUGGGACAAUGGAAAACCAUGCUUAUAUCAAUGCGACCCUUCCGGUGCAUAUUUCGCGUGGAAAGCUACUGCGAUGGGUAAAAAUUUUGUAAAUGGCAAGGUAUUCCUUGAAAAACGAUAUAGCGAAGAUUUGGAACUAGACGAUGCUGUCCACACUGCCAUUUUAACGCUAAAGGAAGGAUUCGAGGGUCAAAUGACUGCUGAUAAUAUAGAAGUUGGUAUUUGCGAUCCAAACGGUUUCAGAAGAUUGGAUCCUUCCAACGUUAAGGACUACCUUGCUAAUAUUCCCUAAUUUCAAUUUAUUUUUAUAUAAUAUUGCAGUGAUCUUCAAACACUUUACGGCGAAAAAACUAGAUUCUUACAAUAAAACUUUUUGUUUAAAGUAA